Molecule: messenger RNA, 776 nt
Organism: Solea senegalensis (Senegalese sole)
Lineage: Eukaryota; Metazoa; Chordata; Actinopteri; Pleuronectiformes; Soleidae
Product: NADH dehydrogenase [ubiquinone] 1 alpha subcomplex assembly factor 4-like
Exons: 3
Coding region: 53-586 (177 amino acids)
Biological process (GO): mitochondrial respiratory chain complex I assembly
Cellular component (GO): mitochondrion
Source: RefSeq, a predicted model, not a curated record
CGACAUUUUGAAUGCGCUUUAUUGACAGCGGUCGUACGGUCUAGUGUCAAACAUGGGGGCGCGAGUCGCGCGUAUGUUUAGAAAUUUCAACCUCGAGGACCGAGCGUUUCGAGAAAUCUCCAAAGAGAAGCCACAGGCGGCGCCGCGACACGCGGUGAAGGAGCCGCCGUCUGCCGCGGCCUCUGACGGCGAGACCUUGGUUCACCAGAGGAACGACCCUCUGCUCAACCUCCUCAGGUCUGUGUAUGUGGAGUCCACGGAUCCUCCAGCUGCAGCAGAGGCAUCAAACGAAGUGACACAUGGUAAAGAUGCAGCGCGUCGUCCGCUCAAGUUCACUCUACCAGGAGACGUGUUCGGCCUGGCAGAGCUCACGGACGUCCCUAAAGGCAAACUGACCAUCGCCGAGGCCCUGAAGGCUCUCAGCAGCCACCAGCGUCAGCCGCGGACGUGGACGCCAGGGAAGAUCGCUCAGGAAUAUUCUCUGGACUUGACAGACACUAAGGCUCUUGUAGAGUUCUUCAUCCCCUUCCAGGUUAAGAUCAUUUCUCCCAAGAGUGACGGCACCAAGCAGAUACAGGCGUCUUAGGAGCGGGAGAUGAAAUGUGUCACAGAUGUAGCCACGUUCCAAGACCUUGCUGUACAUAAUAACAAGUAUUUAAUGUUGAUGUUUGGCUCCUUUUGAGGAUUCCUGCACUCCAAUAGCAACACAUUUGUAUCCAAGAAGUUUGGAAAUAGUGUGGGAAAUCUUCAUUUAAAAUAAAAUCAUUUUCAUGUUA